This is a messenger RNA of Baudoinia panamericana UAMH 10762, 2165 nucleotides long. RefSeq lists its product as uncharacterized. Gene Ontology annotation, biological process: iron ion transport; intracellular iron ion homeostasis; copper ion import. Gene Ontology annotation, cellular component: plasma membrane. The record is from RefSeq and is a predicted model, not a curated record. NCBI's taxonomy places the organism in Eukaryota, Fungi, Ascomycota, Dothideomycetes, Mycosphaerellales, Teratosphaeriaceae. Bases 139 to 1929 code for a protein of 596 amino acids. The transcript has a single exon. Gene Ontology annotation, molecular function: ferric-chelate reductase activity.
GCGUGGCGCAUCUGCAUUUCCCACUGAAUGUGCAACACUGCAUCAGUCGCAGAGUCUUACUCAUUGUGUUAGUUAGCUCAUUUAUAAGUGCGAAAUGAGCGACGAGUUUUAUUAAGCCGACCCGGAGCGGCCAGCAGAAUGGGUUGGGCGUACCGGUUCCUCGACCUGACGCAGGACCAGAAGCAGCAUCGGCGACAGCUCCUUGACACUUACGCUGCGGUAGCUCAGGUCUCCGUCAUCAUACCACUGCUGAUUGCGCAAUGUUACUUUUUCGCCACUUGGCUUAUGAGAAGAUCUCAACAUCGGUCUGACAAUGAGCCUCCGCGAUCGCCACAUGGACACAAUGCGAAGCAUGAUGGUAGCAGAGCAUACGCUGUACUGGCUCGGAAAGUGAGCUGGUGGCUAAGUGAUCCACUGGACCUCUUCGGCUACCAUGUUGGAACCAAGGGCGAGCUAAUAGGAGCAUUCAUAUGGACCUCAUGGUUACUGACGCUCUGCUUCCUACAAUCCGGCGACGACUACCUCCACCUAACCAAACGCUUCGGCAUUGUAGCGGCAUCGCAGCUCCCUUUGCAUUACCUUCUGGCCUUCAAGUCGCCUUACUUCCCACUCCAAACGCUUACCAGAUGCUCCCAUGAGACUCUCAACAAGCUGCAUCAGCAGCUCGGCCGAAUUGUAACCUUCCUCCUGUACCUGCAUGCCGCCUUCUACAUAUACUUCUACGUGCAAAAGGAUAUCCUGAGCACCAAGAUCAAGGAAGCCUACGUUCUCUGCGGCAUCGUUGGUAUCCUUGCAUUCUCAGCGGUCGGCACAACUGCUCUUGCUCCGGUAAGGCGGUGGAGCUAUCGAGUGUUCUACAUGGUGCAUGUGUCGUUGGCUACCGCUCUCCUACCGGUCCUGUUCUUCCAUGUCAGUCAUAUCCGGGUCUACCUUUACGAGACAGCCUUGCUAUAUGCGGGAAACAUUGUUCUGAGAGCGUUGGCGUCGCGAACCUUCUUUGGUAGCAUUCGCAUGUUACCAGAUACCAACCUUAUUGAGGUUGAUGUGCCACUGCAAUUGACGGUCUCUGGGGCCCGUAAAAGCUGGUCGUCGGUAUGGCAGCCGGGUCAGCAUGCAUAUCUAUCCCUCGCAGGACACCCUAUGCUCAGGACCUUCCGAAGCAACCCUUUCACUGUCGCGUCGCUUCCACUCAUAGACGGGUACUACCGCUUCGUGGCAAAGGUCCUGGAUGGCAACACCGCCAAACUUGCUCAAGCAGCGGAUGCGGACAAGGUCGCUUCCAAAAUACCUGUUACUGUGGAGGGCCCCUACGGACUUGCGUCGCACGGUGAGAGGCUGCUCGAGUAUGAUAGAGUUCUCCUCGUUGCAGGUGGCGUCGGCGCGACGUUCAUCGUACCGUUGUAUCGGCAACUGCUCGCAGACUUGAGUCCGAGUAAAGGCAGCUAUCGGAGGCAGAAGGUUAGCUUCCUGUGGACGGUACGAUCGAAAGCCGAAAUCACCUGGGCAAUACCAGAGGACAGUAAGGACAGGGAGAGCUUUUUGGAAAGGCUGAAUGUGUGCAUUACAGGCUCCGCUGACGAUCUGGGCUCGACUGUCAAUGGGAGCUUCGCCAUAGGCGCUGCGGAAGAAGACAAGGUGCCGUACGGCGAGACGGAUGAUGGCAUUGAGCUCGAGGAGCAGAAGCAGCUACUCUCGAGCAAGGCUGAGAGUGGUGUGAGAGGCGCCGCUGACACCAUCCCCACCUUCGCUGGCAGGCCAAAUGUGGCGAGGGUGGUCGACCAGCUCUUCUCCCAUGGCGCUGGUGCGGAGAAAGUCGCAGUCGUCGUAUGUGGGCCAAGGAGCCUGAGCCAAGCAUUGAGACGUGAGUUGCGCAAGUGGGUGUGGCGGGCCCGCGAGGUCUGGUUUUGGGAGGAGAGCUUCGCGCUAUGAGCGCUGAGGAUGCGUUACUCAGACGACCGAUUUCGGCAAUGACAGAUCUUUUGUACCGGGUUGCUGGACCAUUGUACGUGCAGCUAGUCGUACCAUCAGCGGAUGGAAUAAGCGCUGUAAGCCUUUGUAUGGCCAUGGUGGCCACAAGACACACUGUCUCUGACGCAGGACAACCUGUCAGAUGUACUGCCGGCGGUGAGCUGCCCUUCUCGGACUGUCUUGGACGCACCCGGCGG